Perca fluviatilis (European perch) is the source of this 1739-nucleotide messenger RNA. RefSeq names its product tetraspanin 14 (gene tspan14). Gene Ontology annotation, biological process: protein maturation; regulation of vascular endothelial growth factor signaling pathway; protein localization to plasma membrane. The transcript has 9 exons. The coding region runs from base 185 to 997 and encodes 270 amino acids. Gene Ontology annotation, cellular component: membrane. NCBI's taxonomy places the organism in Eukaryota, Metazoa, Chordata, Actinopteri, Perciformes, Percidae. The record is from RefSeq and is a predicted model, not a curated record.
AAGAAGCUGUGUUUUGUUUCUGGCGGAAACAGAAGCGGAAGUCCCGUUAUUACCACUAGUAUUAUCAGCAGUUAGUUUUAUUAAACUUUAACCCAGAACAUAGACAGAUAUAUCUAUAUAUUUAUAUAUCUAUCUAUAUGAGCCCAGGAGAGGAACGAUAACAGUUCUCUGAUCUCCGAGAGGUAUGUACUACUAUCGCUAUGACAACGCUGAGGUCAGCUGCUGCUAUAAAUACCUCAUGUUCAGCUACAACAUCAUCUUCUGGCUGGCGGGAGUGGCCUUCAUCGCCGUUGGUUUCUGGGCUUGGAGUGAAAAGGGAGUCCUCUUGGAUCUGACCCAGGUGACCCGGCUGCAUGGAUUUGACCCGGUCUGGUUGGUUCUGGUGGUGGGCGGAGUCACCUUCAUUCUGGGCUUCGCUGGCUGCGUGGGCGCUCUCAGAGAAAACAUCUGUCUGCUAAAGUUUUUUUCGGGCGUGAUCGGCUUCAUCUUCAUCCUUGAGCUGACGAUGGCGGUGCUGGCCGUGGUGUUUCAGAGUCAGGUCAGAGAAUGGAUCAACGACUUCUUCCUGGCGAACGUCAGAGGCUACCGAGACGACAUCGACCUGCAGAACCUCAUCGACUCUCUGCAGAGGAUGAACCACUGCUGCGGCGCCCAGGAACCAGACGACUGGGACCAGAACGUUUAUUUCAGCUGUAACGGGACUCAUCGCAGCAGAGAGAAGUGUGGCGUUCCCUUCUCCUGCUGCAUCACGGACCCCGCGGAUUCACCAGGAGUGGUGAACACUCAGUGUGGCUACGACGUCAGAAACAGUCCCAAGAGUCAGUGGAACAGUCAUAUCUUCACUAAAGGCUGCAUUGCUGCGUUGGAGGACUGGUUACCUGGAAACCUCUACACCGUGGCCAUCGUCUUCAUCGUCAUCUCUCUGCUGCAGAUGGUGGGGAUCUACCUGGCCCGGACUCUGAUCUCUGACAUCGAGAAGUCGAAAUUCCCCUACUGAGACCACGUGAUGGGGGUGGAGCCUAACUCUGCAGGGGUGGAGCCUGACCCUGCAGGGGCAGAGCCUAACCCUGCAGGGGUGGAGCCUGACCCUGCAGGGGCGGAGCCUAACCAUGCAGAUAUUAUUGGACCAAGUAUCUUCAGUCAGACGUGCCUUCUUCUUCUUCUCCUCUUCCUGUCAUCAGUUCGCUGCUCUCCUGAUGACGCUGUUGCCAUGGUGACUGAGAACCUUGUCUCCUUGACAACGUGUUAUAUUGUGUUUCUGCACCAGACUGCCUUCACUUCUGUUAAAGAACAAGCUGUUUAAUGCUCAGUGCCUCAAAUCUUCAUCAUCAUCAUCAUCAUCUUCACCAUCAUCAUUACCACCAUCAUCUUCAUCAUGUCAUCAUUAAUGAAUCAAUCGUUGUUUAAACUGUGUUGUGAUGUGUUGCGCUCUCAUUGGCUGAGAGGCUGUCUAUCAGCCGAUCCGAACCAGAAACCAGAUUUAUCUCCAAUUAUUCCGAUUUAUUAUUAUGUCUCUUUAUCUGUAUUGAGAUGUUUGAGUUUAGGCAUCCAGCCCAUUGGUCAGGGCAUGUAAGCCCGCCCACACACCUGCCUGACCAAUCAGGAGUUAGCUGGCCAGUUAAAAUUUACCAAAACGUAGAAAGUGGGCGGGAGUUACAGAUGUUUGAUUGAAUAUGAAGACUUUAUCGACACUGGAUUCCUGUUAACGAGCUUUGAAUGAAUAAAGGUUUUUGUUGAAA